AUGUCCGCGGAUGCGCUGUAUCGGCAGGUACAGGCCGAUAGGUUGCAGCGGUACGAGGAUGCCAUCACCACCGGCGUUUACAGGCCAUAUAUUUGGCCAUGGGAUACAUUGCCAGCGUUAUGGCUCUUCUUGGGCUUGCUUAUACUCCCACGACUGCCUGGUAAAACUGCUCGAAUCGUCCGAAUUCCAUUACUUGCCUUGAUCUUCGGCCAAGGCGCAUGGACAUGUAUGAGGGCUAGGAGCAUUCAGAUGGCUGGAGGCUACGGCAUUGGACUCACUGAUGACUGGGGUUUCAUUAUGACUGCAGCAUUGCUGUGCUUUUCCGAUCUCAAGCAGGAUUUUCAGCGCCUGGAAGCUCGUCCCAUUGGCGGCAGUGCACCCGUCGAAGAUCAUACUGGCUCUGCGCAAUCGACCGCCACCGAAGCGAAUGGCUCUUUGACCGAACGAACGGAUUCUCGAAUGGAACAGAAACCCUCGAGCACAUUAGGCCAAGUGGAUGAGUCCAGAGCACACCCGUACACUGUGGACUGGCAAAGCUAUCCAAGUGACAUCAAGCACUGCGUGUUGUGGAUCACGGAUCUCCUCAUCUCCUUCCGCGGCGUCAAUUGGAACUAUAGACUGGUCAAUUUCCAUCCUUUCCACUCCGCGCCCCAGAAUCCUUUCGAGGCCGAGCGCCCGGACCACAAGUCGAGGACAGCAGAAAAGACAGCCCCACCGUCUAUCAACGACAUUCAGCGCAAAGCCCGCCGUUCCGCUAUUCUGCUCUACCUCGGCCUCGACCUAGCCAAAACGCUUGUCAUCCACGAUCCAUAUUACUUCGGACUAGCGCCCAUCGACUCACCUCACCCCUUAUGGCUCCUGCAAUCUCACCCAUUCCUCACCCGCCUCUGUCGUCUCUUGCUAAGCCUGUACUCCAUCAUCGUGGCGCUCUCUUGCAUCUUCAACCUCUCCCCCCUGCUCUUUCCCCUCCUCCCUGAUUUCUCCACCCAAACCGGCCACCCCAUAUCCCACCCAUCCAUGUACCCGCCCCUCUGGUCCCCCACGCCCAUCACCGACCUCCUCCGGGGCGGCCUCCCCGCCUUCUGGGGCAAGAUCUGGCACCAAAUGUUCCGCUUCGGCAUCAGCCAGCCCUCCGCCUACCUCAUCCGUCGCUACCACCUCAAUCCACGCUCCCAGAGUGGCCGCGCACUCCAGCUCCUGAUCGCCUUCGGCCUCACAGCGAGCAUCCACGCCAUGGCCGCCGCGACGUCGUUCCCACCCAACCCACUGAACCCGCCGCGGCCCAUCACUGGCUCCGGCCUCUUCUUCGUCCUGCAGGCUCUGGGCAUGCUGGCGCAGACGGCGUUUGCAGAGGCCGUGGGCAGCAAGAAGCGGUGGCCCGUGGGGGCGCGAAAGGCGGGGAACGCGGCGUUUGUGGUGGUGUGGUUGUGGUACACUGGGCCAAUACUGUCGGAUGAUUUCGCGCGGACGGGGGUGUGGAUGUUUGAGCCCCUGCCGAUCAGCUUGUUUAGGGGCCUGGCGGGCGAGGGGUGGUGGUGCUGGGGUGGGCGGUGGGCGGGGCUGGUGUGGGAUGGACCGUGGUAUAGGAGGGGAAUUGCGCUGUAUUAG
Messenger RNA from Cyphellophora europaea CBS 101466, 1608 nucleotides. RefSeq lists its product as uncharacterized. Gene Ontology annotation, biological process: lipid metabolic process. The transcript has 2 exons. The record is from RefSeq and is a predicted model, not a curated record. Lineage: Eukaryota; Fungi; Ascomycota; Eurotiomycetes; Chaetothyriales; Cyphellophoraceae. Bases 1 to 1608 code for a protein of 535 amino acids.